AUGCCUGGCGGGACCAAUUUAACUCCUGUGUGUCUGUUGACCUCAGCUGGGUUCACAACGGGAGAUACAGAGCGAGCAAAAGUCAGGCCCCAGAGCGACAGUCGGGCCCCAGAGCGACAGUCAGGCCCCAGAGGGAGGGAGAGUCAGGCCCCAGAGGGAGCGACAGUCAGGCCCCAGAGGGAGCGACAGUCAGGCCCCAGAGCGAGCGACAGUCAGGCCCCAGAGGAGCGACAGUCAGGCCCCAGAGGCGAGCGACAGUCAGGCCCCAGAGCGAGCGACAGUCAGGCCCCAGAGCGAGCGACAGUCAGGCCCCAGAGGGAGCGACAGUCAGGCCCCAGAGGGAGCGACAGUCAGGCCCCAGAGGGAGCGACAGUCAGGCCCCAGAGGGAGGGACAGUCAGGCCCCAGAGGGAGGGACAGUCAGGCCCCAGAGGGAGCGACAGUCAGGCCCCAGAGCGACAGGGAGGAGCGACAGUCAGGCCCCAGAGGGAGCGACAGUCAGGCCCCCCAGGCCCCAGAGGGAGGGACAGUCAGGCCCCAGAGGGAGGGACAGUCAGGCCCCAGAGGAGGGACAGUCAGGCCCCAGAGCGGCGACAGUCAGGCCCCAGAGGGAGCGACAGUCAGGCCCCAGAGGGGCGACAGUCAGGCCCCAGAGGAGCGACAGUCAGGCCCCAGAGCGAGCGACAGCCAGGCCCCAGAGCGAGCGACAGUCAGGCCCCAGAGCGAGCGACAGCCAGGCCCCAGAGCGAGCGACAGCCAGGCCCCAGAGCGAGCGACAGCCAGGCCCCAGAGCGAGCGACAGCCAGGCCCCAGAGCGAGCGACAGUCAGGCCCCAGAGCGAGCGACAGUCAGGCCCCAGAGCGGCGACAGUCAGGCCCAGAGCGAGCGACAGUCAGGCCCCAGAGGAGCGACAGUCAGGCCCCAGAGCGAGCGACAGUCAGGCCCCAGAGCGAGCGACAGUCAGGCCCCAGAGCCCCAGGCCCCAGAGGGAGCGACAGUCAGGCCCCAGAGGGAGGGACAGUCAGGCCCCAGAGGGAGGGACAGUCAGGCCCCAGAGGGAGGGACAGUCAGGCCCCAGAGGGAGGGACAGUCAGGCCCCAGAGCGAGCGACAGUCAGGCCCCAGAGCGAGCGACAGUCAGGCCCCAGAGCGAGCGACAGUCAGGCCCCAGAGGGCGAGCGACAGUCAGGCCCCAGAGCGAGCGACAGUCAGGCCCCAGAGCGAGCGACAGUCAGGCCCCAGAGCGAGCGACAGUCAGGCCCCAGAGCGAGCGACAGUCAGGCCCCAGAGAGCGGCGACAGUCAGGCCCCAGAGCGGCGACAGUCAGGCCCCAGAGCGAGCGACAGUCAGGCCCCAGAGCGAGGACAGUCAGGCCCCAGAGCGGCGACAGUCAGGCCCCAGAGCGAGCGACAGUCAGGCCCCAGAGCGAGCGACAGUCAGGCCCCAGAGCGAGCGACAGUCAGGCCCCAGAGCGAGCGACAGUCAGGCCCCAGAGCGAGCGACAGCCAGGCCCCAGAGGGAGGGACAGCCAGGCCCCAGAGGGAGGGACAGUCAGGCCCCAGAGGGAGGGACAGUCAGGCCCCAGAGGGAGGGACAGUCAGGCCCCAGAGCGGCGACAGUCAGGCCCCAGAGCGAGCGACAGUCAGGCCCCAGAGCGAGCGACAGUCAGGCCCCAGAGCGAGCGACAGUCAGGCCCCAGAGCGAGCGACAGUCAGGCCCCAGAGCGAGCGACAGUCAGGCCCCAGGAGUCAGGCCCCCAGAGCGCGGCAGUCAGCGACAGUCAGGCCCCAGAGCGAGCGACAGUCAGGCCCCAGAGCGAGCGACACUGGGUUCACAACGGGAGAUACAGAGCGAGCAAAAGUCAGGCCCCAGAGCGACAGUCGGGCCCCAGAGCGACAGUCAGGCCCCAGAGGGAGGGACAGUCAGGCCCCAGAGGGAGCGACAGUCAGGCCCCAGAGGGAGCGACAGUCAGGCCCCAGAGGGAGCGACAGUCAGGCCCCAGAGGGAGCGACAGUCAGGCCCCAGAGCGAGCGACAGUCAGGCCCCAGAGCGAGCGACAGUCAGGCCCCAGAGGGAGCGACAGUCAGGCCCCAGAGGGAGCGACAGCCAGGCCCCAGAGGGAGCGACAGUCAGGCCCCAGAGGAGCGACAGUCAGGCCCCAGAGGGAGGACAGUCAGAGGGAGGCGACAGUCAGGCCCCAGAGGAGGGACAGUCAGGCCCCAGAGGAGGACAGUCAGGCCCCAGAGCGAGGAGCGACAGUCAGGCCCCAGAGGGAGCGACAGCCAGGCCCCAGAGCGAGCGACAGUCAGGCCCCAGAGGGAGGGACAGUCAGGCCCCAGAGGGAGGGACAGUCAGGCCCCAGAGGGAGGGACAGUCAGGCCCCAGAGGGAGGGACAGUCAGGCCCCAGAGCGAGCGACAGCCAGGCCCCAGAGGGAGCGACAGUCAGGCCCCAGAGAGCGAAGGUCAGCAGAGGGAGCAGCCAGGCCCCAGAGCGAGCGACAGUCAGGCCCCAGAGCGAGCAGAGCAGUCAGGCCCCAGAGCGAGCGACAGUCAGGCCCCAGAGCGAGCGACAGCCAGGCCCCAGAGGGGAGCGACAGUCAGGCCCCAGAGCGAGCGACAGUCAGGCCCCAGAGCGAGCGACAGUCAGGCCCCAGAGGAGGCAGACAGAGGAGGGUCAGGCCCAGAGGGAGGGACAGUCAGGCCCCAGAGGGAGCGACAGCCAGGCCCCAGAGGGAGGACAGUCACAGUGAGGAGCAGUCAGGCCCCAGAGGGAGGGACAGUCAGGCCCCCCAGAGGGAGGGACAGUCAGGCCCCAGAGGGAGGGACAGUCAGGCCCCAGAGCGAGCGACAGUCAGGCCCCAGAGGAGCGACAGUCAGGCCCCAGAGCGAGCGACAGUCAGGCCCCAGAGCGAGCGGCAGUCAGGCCCCAGAGGAGCGACAGUCAGGCCCCAGAGCGAGCGACAGUCAGGCCCCAGAGCGAGCGACAGUCAGGCCCCAGAGCGAGCGGACAGCCAGGCCCCAGAGUAGCGACAGCCAGGCCCCAGAGCGAGCGACAGCCAGGCCCCAGAGCGAGCGACAGCCAGGCCCCAGAGCGAGCGACAGCCAGGCCCCAGAGCGCCAGGGAGCGAGUCAGGCCCCAGAGCGAGCGACAGUCAGGCCCCAGAGCGAGCGACAGUCAGGCCCCAGGGAGCGGCGACAGUCAGGCCCCAGAGCGAGCGACAGUCAGGCCCCAGAGCGAGGGACAGUCAGGCCCCAGAGGGAGCGACAGUCAGGCCCCAGAGGGAGGGACAGUCAGGCCCCAGAGGGAGGGACAGUCAGGCCCAGAGGGAGCCAGUCAGGGAGGGAGGACAGUCAGGCCCCAGAGGGAGCGACAGUCAGGCCCCAGAGCGAGCGACAGUCAGGCCCCAGAGCGAGCGACAGUCAGGCCCCAGAAAGAGCGACAGUCAGGCCCCAGAGGGAGGACAGUCAGGCCCAGACAGUCAGGCCCCAGAGGGAGGGACAGUCAGGCCCCAGAGAGGGACAGUCAGGCGACAGUCAGGCCCCAGAGCGCAGCGACAGCAGUCAGACAGCAGGCCCCAGAGCGAGCGACAGUCAGGCCCGUGACAGAGCGAGCGACAGUCAGGCCCCAGAGCGAGCGACAGUCAGGCCCCAGAGCGAGCGACAGUCAGGCCCCAGAGCGAGCGACAGUCAGGCCCCAGAGCGAGCGGCAGUCAGGCCCCAGAGCGAGCGACAGUCAGGCCCCAGAGGGAGCGACAGUCAGGCCCCAGAGCGAGCGGCAGUCAGGCCCCAGAGCGAGCGACAGCCAGGCCCCAGAGCGGCAGUCAUACAUACGUUAUAA
Messenger RNA from Oncorhynchus nerka (sockeye salmon), 3837 nucleotides. Its product is annotated as collagen alpha-1(I) chain-like. The record is from RefSeq and is a predicted model, not a curated record. The transcript has 2 exons. Lineage: Eukaryota; Metazoa; Chordata; Actinopteri; Salmoniformes; Salmonidae. Bases 1 to 3837 code for a protein of 1278 amino acids.